Messenger RNA from Aspergillus brunneoviolaceus CBS 621.78, 456 nucleotides. Its product is annotated as tubulin nucleotide-binding domain-like protein. Gene Ontology annotation, cellular component: cytoplasm; microtubule. The coding region runs from base 1 to 456 and encodes 151 amino acids. NCBI's taxonomy places the organism in Eukaryota, Fungi, Ascomycota, Eurotiomycetes, Eurotiales, Aspergillaceae. The transcript is spliced from 5 exons. The record is from RefSeq and is a predicted model, not a curated record. Gene Ontology annotation, molecular function: GTP binding; structural constituent of cytoskeleton. Gene Ontology annotation, biological process: microtubule cytoskeleton organization; mitotic cell cycle.
AUGACGCGAGAGGCAGAAAAUACAUUCCCCGCGAUCCUUCUCGACUUAAAGCCAGGGACAAUGUAUGCGAUCAGAUACAGUCCUGGUGGUCCUUUACUUAGACCUGACAACUUCGGGCACUAUGCUGAAGGGGCCGAUUUGGUAGAUCAAAUAUGCGAUUACAAUCAAGGUUUCCAGAUUGCCCAUUUGCUAGAUGGCGGGACGAGGCCCGGUAUGGGCACGCUUUUGAUUUCAAGAAUCAAAGAAGAUUUCCCCGAUCGAAUGAUGACCGCCUCCGAUGCCGUCGCUGGACCUUGCAAUGCCAUGCUCUUCACGAAACACUGGAUUCAUGAAGCGGAUGAGACUUUCUGCUUCGACACUGCAGUCAUAUCUGGAGUCUCGGUGUGCCUUUACUUUCCAAGCGAGCUAAACCCGGAUAUGUGCAAGCUCUUAAGAUGGUUCCGUUUGCCCAUUUGA